This is a messenger RNA of Schistosoma mattheei, 3262 nucleotides long. NCBI's taxonomy places the organism in Eukaryota, Metazoa, Platyhelminthes, Trematoda, Strigeidida, Schistosomatidae. The record is from the annotation of a GenBank genome assembly.
CAAAUAUUGAUGAGUUUUCGCGCUCAUUCUAUAAUUAUCAUUAGACAGCUAUGAUAACACCACAAUUUUUCUACAACACGUUCAAUAAUAUGGUGGUUAGCUCGAUUGUUCAUAGCAAUCGUCAAGCAUUUUUUAACUAAAACAAUUAAAUUUGAUCGUUUUAUUUGCUUCACUUUGUUAUAAAAUUCACACCAAGGAUAAACUAGGAUAUUAUUUAACAUGCCUACAUUAUCCGAAAGUUCGAAGCCGCCCAAUGGAGAGAAUGGUUCCCCAGAUUUGAGACAUUCACAGAAUUACUUGCCAACCAAAAACACUAUUUUACAUGAUACCAACGUUUACGAAAAUCAAAGUGAUUCAAAAGAUGAACAAUGCGUAGAAAAUCAUUUCAAAGUUGAUGGUUUAAGAAACGGUGCCGGAGUACCGGUAAAACCCAAAUAUGCUUCUGAAGCACGCAUUUGUUUUCCAAGUAAAUGGUCCAAAAACAUAGAACCAACGCUUAUGUGUAUAAACUCAUUAGAUGAUUUUUAUAAUCAGCAACAAAUAUGCGUACUUGGAUGUAAUUUGUGUGAUUCAGAAGAAAAACGGAGUUCAUUCCAUAAUCACGAAAACCAAAGUGCUAAUCAUCCUCGUCAGCAGGACCAAAACAGUAAAAGCGAUCUAUUAAAUAAACAAAUCAAUGAGUUAACUGAACGUGAAAGUUACAAAAUUAAGUGGGUUGAAAAGCGCAACGAAUAUGAAAGUGAAAUCAAAGAGUUAAUAAGAGCCAAAGAAAAGGCCACUCAGAAAAAUAUCAAGUAUGAAGAACAGAUAACCGAAUUAAAAAAUAAGCUCAGUUCAAAACAAGAACAGAUACACAAUUUAUUGAUUGAAUUAGAACAAUCUAAUCAAAGAUUAAAUGUCAUCGAAACACAAUUUAAUGCUUACAAAUUACAAACUAGUCAGAAUGAAGAGAAUUACCAAACCUUAUCGCGUGAAUUCGUGAUUAUGAAACAGUGUAAAGAGCAGGCAGAAUUGAAUGCAAAAAAUUGUGAAAACAAUCGGUUACUAUAUGAGAGACGAAUGAAAGAGUUGGACGACAAUUAUGAACAAAGUAAACAACGUUAUUAUGACGAUAUAAAAGGACUAAUGAAUCAAUUGGAUAUGGAACGUUCAAGGGCUGAUGAACUCUUGCAAAAAAUUGAACAUAAUCGCCGCCAAAAUGAAGAACAACUUAGAACCAUCGAACAAACUCAACAGAAGAAACUAGAUACAUUGUUGGAAGAUGGUCAAAAGGAGUUAAGAAAACAGCUAGCUGAAGCGAAUGAACAAAUUAAAGAGCAACAAAUAACAAUAUUUAAUCAAGAAUUAAAAAUUUCUGCAAUGGAUUCAGAUAAAAAUGAGCUCAUAAAAAUCAAUCAAAAAUCAACAGAGGAACAAUCAGAUCUUCGUGAACAAAUUAAGUUGAUUGAAAAUUUAUUAACAACAAAAGAUCAAGAUAUUUCAAUGAUGCAAUUUGAAUGCCGUCUCUAUGCUGAUAAAUUGAAACAAACUGAAUUGGAGAAAAAUCAUUUCAUCGAAAAAGAACGAUUUAUAAAACAAAGAUAUCAAAACAAAGCCAAACGUGCAUGGGAACAAUGUCAAACUACUCGUACACGUUUAAGUAGAAGACUUGUUCAUCUACGUUAUAACAGAGAUUUAUUAUCAAAACAUUUAAAGAAACAAUACGAACAAAUGAAUCGUUUGAAUAAUUUAUUUUGGGAAACUGGAUGGGCAUAUGUUCAAUCACAAAACUCUCUACAAAAUAUCAAUAGACAAGAAAAGGAAUAUGUAGAUAAAGAAAUGCAAACAAUUUUAAUUAAUAACAAGAUAAAACAACCUCAUGUGACUAUAGACCAGAUUGUACAGACUGACGCUUCACAGCCGGAUAACGAUGCUAAAGAUGACACAGUGAUAUCAUGCGCUAUCACAUGGAUUUCAAAUGAUUUAGAAAACUUGACAGGAAAGUUGGAGAAAUUGCUUAAAUAUCACGGAAAAGAAAACUCCAAUGAUCAAGACCUAGACAACGAAGAAUUUCAUAUAGGAUUUAGUGAAAAAGUAUCUCUGAUUUCACUGAUUCUUGAAUUAAAAUGCAAAGUGAAUUGGUUAAAAACGUGUUUUAAUCAAUUAACAGGAUAUACUUUUAGAAAAAACAGUGAAUUAUCAAGCAAAAAUAACUUAACUAAAUUGGAAGAUAUUAAAAGGAAUUUCGAGAGUUCGACGAGCAACUUGAAGUUGUUAUUAAGUCAAAUGGAAACUGAUGCACUAGAAGACGAAUUAUCAUGUGUCGGUAAACUAGCCCAAACAACAGCAAAUCAACUGAAACUUAGUCACUCAAGACUUGAAGAAAAUCUCGAUUCAAUAAGGACUGAUCUUAUUCGUCUAAAGGCUGAAUGUCACUAACUAUCAAUAAGAUGAAGUCGUUCGUUGGACUGAGGAUAGAUAAAACAGCAAGAAAUCCAAUCUAAUUUGUGACCUUUUAUAAAUUAUAUAUAUACGGGAUAUCUAUUAAACUAAACGGAUAAAAAUGUCAUUUGGUUUGAAUAUAACGAUCUAUCCAGACACGUAAUACCAUGAUACUCACACAUAGUUAAGACAGAAAUUGACAGACAAAUACAUCCCUGGCUUCUGUCACACUGCAGUCUAUCAUCAAGGUGUACGUUCUUAAAGUCAAAAUUCGUUAGUAUAGACACUGCAUAAGAUCUGUUUCUGCACACCAGUUUUAAGUGGAGACGAUAGGUUACAAGUUUAUUGGGACUUUAUGAUACAAACUUUUAAGGAAGUGAUACCCAGAUUUUACGAGUUAAAAUCAGCAAACGCCAUAUUUCUGAACAUUGCUUUUUACAAAAACUGUGUGACAUGAACAACUUUACUGAAUCAAUAACAUCAAAUUAAAAAACAUCAAAAACUUGAAAAAAGUUGCUCCAAAACAUUAAUGGAUGAAUGCCAGAAAUAUAAGACAGGAAGGACAACGACAAUGCUAGUCACAUCAAUGAUCCCUAUGCAACAUAUUCUUCAGUUGUUAUUGGGCAGCAAACAACAUAACGGAUUUUGAUUUAAACUAAAAUAGACAACGUAACCACUCAACACACUGGAUAAUCAUCAAACCUUUAUCAAUCUUUUGUUUCGAUAGAACAAUGAGAAUACGGAGUUCAUCUGAAAAUGUGAUAUAAUUGCGCUAUACAUUUCAAACAAUCCGGUCACACAUACUUGUCAGGGCAUUUUAUAUGAAAAUUAAUAAACGUCA